AUGAAAUCAAGAGCUUUAGGGCUUUGUUCUCAGGCUUGCCAGAAUGUGAAAUUAGAAAAUUUUUUCUCAGGCUUGUGUAGGCUUGCUGAAACAUUAAAUCAGGAUUUUGGGGCUUCAUUCUCAGACUUGCGAAAUGUUGAUUCAGAACUUUGGGCUUCAUUCUCAGGUAAGAUUAUGCCUUUCGGAACAUUAAAUCAAGAUUUGGAGCUUCAUUCUCAGAUUAUGGAGCUUCGUUCUUAG
Molecule: messenger RNA, 240 nt
Organism: Racocetra persica
Lineage: Eukaryota; Fungi; Glomeromycota; Glomeromycetes; Diversisporales; Gigasporaceae
Source: the annotation of a GenBank genome assembly